This is a messenger RNA of Meloidogyne enterolobii, 203 nucleotides long. Lineage: Eukaryota; Metazoa; Nematoda; Chromadorea; Rhabditida; Meloidogynidae. The record is from the annotation of a GenBank genome assembly.
AUGAGAAGAAAGAAGGAAGUGUUCGCUGAAAGUUAUGAUCAAGAGGAUGAAACGAAGGCUGACACAGGCAAGGAAAAAUAUCGUGGUGGAGCUCCAGGCUGUCCAAACAAACACAUUCUUUUUCAUGUCUGCACUGAAUUUUGCUUUGAUCAAUGGCAAGAAGGAUAUCCUGAAUCUCGUCUUCCUGAACGUUAUUUGUAACA